This is a messenger RNA of Aethina tumida (small hive beetle), 1762 nucleotides long. Its product is annotated as fatty acyl-CoA reductase 1. The transcript is spliced from 5 exons. Gene Ontology annotation, molecular function: alcohol-forming very long-chain fatty acyl-CoA reductase (NADP+) activity. Bases 145 to 1728 code for a protein of 527 amino acids. Gene Ontology annotation, biological process: long-chain fatty-acyl-CoA metabolic process. Gene Ontology annotation, cellular component: peroxisome. The record is from RefSeq and is a predicted model, not a curated record. NCBI's taxonomy places the organism in Eukaryota, Metazoa, Arthropoda, Insecta, Coleoptera, Nitidulidae.
ACAAACAAUGGGGUUCACAGGUUUAUCGACCCUUAGUCAGGAGCAUCGCGACGAAACAAUCACCCAUAAAUAAUUAAACCUUAACUUAUAUAAUUCAAAACGUCCGAAAAACUAAUCGCAUCGAAAAACCGCAGUCGAGAAACGAUGACGACCGCGAAAAGUACUCCCAAUACUCCCAAUACUCCCAACAUAACCAUCCCCCAAUUUUACAGCGGGAAGAAUGUUUUCGUGACGGGCGGAAGCGGAUUCAUGGGCAAAGUGCUCAUCGAAAAAUUGUUGAGGGCGUGUCCGGACUUGGGCAAGAUGUACGUGCUGUUGCGUCCCAAAAAGGGCAAGAACAUACGCGAACGUCUCGAGGAAAUCACCAGCAAAAUUUUGUUCAACAAACUGAAAGAGGAGAACCCAGAAGCGUUGAACAAACUGAUACCAAUUGAGGGGGACAUACAAGAGCUGCGACUCGGUCUGUCCGAAUCCGACCGACAAAUGCUCCUUGACGAGGUCCACGUGAUCUAUCAUUCCGGCGCUUCAGUGAAAUUCGACGAUUUCCUCAGAGAUGCGAUCUUGAUCAACACCAGGAGCACGAGGGAAGUCGCAUAUCUGGCCUUGGAGGCGAAACAUUUGGAGGUAUUCGUGCACGUUUCGACUUCCUACAGUAACUGCGAUCGUUUCUACGUGGAGGAGAAGAUUUAUCCGCCUCACGCCGAUUGGAGACAAGCGAUAGAGCUGGCGGAGAACUGCGACUUCGACAUUUUGAACGUGCUCAACGAAAAAUACAAGGGCAAGUUGCCCAACAAUUACACCUUUACUAAAUCCAUGGCUGAACAUGUGGUGAACGAUUUGUGCGACGGCAAAAUACCUGCCAUUAUUUUGAGGCCUUCCAUUGUGUGUCCCACAUACAAAGAUCCUUUCCCCGGUUGGAUCGACAACUUUUACGGCCCAGUGGGAAUGUGCGUGGCAACGGGGAAAGGAAUCCUUCGUUCCGUCUACACAAAACCAACAACCAAAACGGAAUACGUAACAUGCGACACCAUCAUACGAGUGGCGAUAGCUCUGACUUGGUUGAAAGCCACGGAAACGGAUCCGAAGCUGAAGCUGCAAACGGAUGUGUACAAUGCCAGCAACAACGACGUCAAACCCAUAAAUUAUAAGGAACUGAUGGAUUACGGGUCGAUGAUGUACAAAGAAUUGCCCUUGAACAACGUAGUGUGGUACCCACACAAUGAACCAACGGCUUGUUGGUACGUCCACUUUUACAAACUGCUUUUUUAUCAGUUGCUUCCUGCGUUGCUGAUCGACGGUAUUUUGAAGCUGGUCGGCAAAAAACCUUUAUUGUUUAAGCUGCACAGAAGGAUCUACAUUGCGAACAUGGCCCUUCAAUACUUUUUAAAUGCGGAUUGGACUUUUGUCAACGACAAGUGCAAGGCGAUAGAUGGCAAAUUAUUGCCACAGGAUUACGACAGUUUCGUGUCUUACAGUGAUUACGAAAAACUGGACGUGUUCACGUUUUUCUGGCAAGUGAAACAGAUUUGUCGGAAGGUUUUGUUGAAGGAAAGCGACGAGUCCUUCGAAGACGCCAAACGACAUACUAUGAGGAUGUGGUACUUGUACAUUAUUUGUAACGUCUUAUGGUACGUUGGACUGUUUUGGUUAGUCUUUGUCAAAUUGGACGUCUUAGGUUUACUCUAUGGUAAAAUUAACGAUGGUAUUUUAUAUUUUACCACUCCUUGAUGUACAAAAUUUGGAAUAAAUUAAUUUAUAUUAA